AUGGAGAACGCGACCGUCAGUUAUGAGUACCCGGACUACGGCGACAUUUCGGGCCUCCCCGUGGACUGCCUGGACGGCUCCUGCCUCUCCGUGGACGCGCUCCGCGUGGCCCCACUCCUGCUGUACACGGCCAUCGUCCUGGUGGGGCUGCCGGGCAAUGCCACGGUGGCCUGGGUGGCCGGGAAGGAGGCCCGCCGGAGGGUCGCUGCCACCUGGCUGCUCCACCUGGCUGCGGCGGAUUUGCUCUGCUGUCUGUCCCUCCCCGUCCUGGCGGUGCCCAUUGCCCGGGAGGGCCACUGGCCGUUCGGGGCCAUAGGCUGUCGCUUGCUUCCCUCGGUUAUCCUGCUGUCUAUGUACGCCAGCGUGCUCCUCCUGGCCGCUCUCAGCGCUGACCUCUGCCUGGUGGCCCUCGGGCCCACCUGGUGGGCUGUGACGCGCCGGGCUCGCGGCGUGCAGGUGGCCUGUGGGCUGGCCUGGACGCUGGCCCUGUCACUCACCGUGCCCUCCGCCGUCCAUCGCCGGCUGCACCAGGAGCACUUCCCGCCCCGGCUGGAGUGUGUGGUGGACUACGGCGGCUCAGCCAGCACUGAGCUCGCGGUGACCGCCAUCAGGUUCCUCUUUGGCUUUCUGGGGCCACUGGUGGUCGUGGCCGGCUGCCACGGCACCCUCCUGUGCCGAGCAGCCCGACGCUGCUGGCCCCUGGGCACGGCCGUCGUGGUGGGGUUUUUUGUCUGCUGGACCCCCUACCACCUGCUGAGGCUGGUGCUGGCCGUGGCCACCCCGAACUCUGUGCUCCUGGCCCAAGCCCUGAGGGCCGAACCCUUGGUCGUGGGCCUUGCCCUCGCCCACAGCUGCCUCAAUCCCAUGCUCUUUCUGUAUUUCGGGCGGACUCAGCUGCGCCAGUCACUGCCAGCUGCGUGUCGCUGGGCCCUGAAGGAAUCCCAGGAGGAAGAUGAAAGAGACGUCAGCAAGAAAUCCACCAGCCACGACCUGGUCUCGGAGGUGGAGGUGUGA
This is a messenger RNA of Carlito syrichta (Philippine tarsier), 1014 nucleotides long. It is a transcript of the gene C5AR2, whose product is annotated as complement component 5a receptor 2. Gene Ontology annotation, cellular component: plasma membrane. Lineage: Eukaryota; Metazoa; Chordata; Mammalia; Primates; Tarsiidae. The coding region runs from base 1 to 1014 and encodes 337 amino acids. Gene Ontology annotation, molecular function: complement component C5a receptor activity; G protein-coupled receptor activity. The transcript has a single exon. Gene Ontology annotation, biological process: inflammatory response; phospholipase C-activating G protein-coupled receptor signaling pathway; chemotaxis. The record is from RefSeq and is a predicted model, not a curated record.